Messenger RNA from Ananas comosus (pineapple), 1597 nucleotides. RefSeq names its product histone deacetylase 14. NCBI's taxonomy places the organism in Eukaryota, Viridiplantae, Streptophyta, Magnoliopsida, Poales, Bromeliaceae. Gene Ontology annotation, molecular function: histone deacetylase activity. The record is from RefSeq and is a predicted model, not a curated record. Gene Ontology annotation, cellular component: histone deacetylase complex. The coding region runs from base 54 to 1382 and encodes 442 amino acids. Gene Ontology annotation, biological process: chromatin organization. The transcript is spliced from 9 exons.
UGGGAAAAUUAUGAAAAAAACCAAAAAAAAAAAAAAAAAAACUCUCCCCGAUCAUGGAGCUCACCACGCUCCAUUAUCCAACCCUCACUGGGCAAAUGUUUCCGCUGAUUAGACGACAUUGCUAUUUAUUGGAGGGCUGCUGUCGAUUACAUUCAGAAAAGAAUUUGGCAAGUGUUGCGAGAAGAUUCUAUAGAAGUUUGAGGUCAUGUGUAAGAUGCUCUGCAAAAGAUGAUGUUGCUUUUAUUGACGGUGAAAAGAAGCCAUAUUCAAUUCCAUCGGAUGUUUUACUUCGUGAUGCACGAGUCCUCUAUUCUGUAGCUCCAGCCAUGGGCCAUAAUAAGGACUCUCACCCUGAAUCAAAUAAAAGGGUGCCAGCAAUUGUUGAUGCUCUUGAAAGAUUGGAGCUUACCCCAAAGUAUCGUGGCUUAGAGGUGCUUGAAGUUCAAAGUUUCCAGCCAGCUUCAAUCGACGACAUUGCUCGUGUUCAUUCAAGAGCUUAUGUAACGGGCCUUGAGAAGGCUAUGUCCAUGGCGUCAGAUGAAGGCCUCAUUUUCAUCGAAGGAUCUGGGCCAACAUAUGCUACUGAAACCACCUUUCAAGAAUCACUUGCUGCAGCUGGCGCUGGACUUUCCUUGGUCGAUUCUGUGGCUGCAGCAUCAAGGCUCAGCAGUGACCCAGCAACAGGAUUUGCCUUAAUAAGGCCGCCAGGGCACCACGCCGUCCCUCAAGGUCCGAUGGGCUUCUGCAUCUUCGGAAACAUCGCGAUUGCCGCUCGUUAUGCACAAUAUGUGCAUAAACUUAAGCGGGUCCUCAUUAUCGAUUUUGAUGUUCAUCAUGGUAACGGAACGUGCGAUGCAUUUUACGAUGAUCCGGAUAUAUUCUUCAUCUCGACUCAUCAGCAUGGGAGCUACCCUGGCACAGGAAAGAUGGAACAAGUCGGCCAAGGGAAAGGCGAAGGAACGACACUCAACCUGCCCUUACCCGGAGGCUCAGGCGAUAGUUCUAUGCGAACCGUGUUUGAUGAGGUUAUUGUGCCGUGCGCGCAGAGGUUCAAGCCUGACAUUAUUCUCGUUUCAGCGGGAUAUGAUGCUCAUGUGCUAGACCCGCUAGCCGGUCUCCAAUUCACAACGGGAACGUACUACAUGCUCGCUUCGAAGAUCAAAGAGCUCGCGAAGGAGCUGUGCGCGGGUCGGUGUGUUUUCUUCCUCGAAGGCGGAUACAACCUCCAAUCCCUCUCUAACUCCGUGGCCGACACAUUUCGCGCUUUUCUCGGAGAACCUAGUUUGGGGCCCCAGUUCGAUGAUCCUGUGAUGUUGUAUGAUGAGCCGUUAUCGAAAGUACAACAGGCGAUUCAGAAGGUCAAGCAUAUUCACUCCCUCUAGAGAUAGAUUCAUCAACUUCUCUCUCUCUCUUUCUCUCUCUCUCUCUCUCUGAAGUGAGAGCUAUUUGUGCAUAUGUAUAGUGUAUAUGAUAAUGGCUAUAGAUACAACACAUUGUGGUCCUUACUUAUAUGUAUAGUUGACUAGUAAUAAUCAGCAAAUACACCAAAUUUUACCAAGUUUUUAUGAGAUGGUUUUUGCACAUUAAGACCUGGAAA